Messenger RNA from Actinia tenebrosa (Australian red waratah sea anemone), 1145 nucleotides. RefSeq lists its product as uncharacterized. Lineage: Eukaryota; Metazoa; Cnidaria; Anthozoa; Actiniaria; Actiniidae. The record is from RefSeq and is a predicted model, not a curated record.
UCAACUGCCAUUUAUGGAAGGCACAUGCAUGAGUAAUUGACAUUAGCCAAUCAGAAACAAGUGUGAUUAUAGACUUCCGAAGCAACUGUGGUUGAGCGAAAAGGUACUUGUUAGUUGCAGUAGCCCUGUGAGGAAAGGAAUCUUUCAGGGACUUAACAGAAGUAUGGAUUUGCGACUCGUAUUUUUGGUAGUUGUGGCUGUUGCCGUGUGCACAGAAGCCAAGAGUGUAAAAGGAAACAAGAAAUGUGGAUUUAGCUGUGCUCCUACUUCGUGUGCACCAUCUUGUCCAGUGUCAUGCUGCACUCCUCCACCACCACCUCCACCUCCACCACCACCACCACCACCACCACCUCCACCACCACCAAUGACUCUUCACCAUCACCAACACGUUGUUUCCCACAUAAUGCACCCCGCUCCUCCACCACCCCCUCCACCACCACCAGCACCAUGCAUGCCACCAUGCCAUCAGCAGGCUAUCUCCCACGCCAUUCAAUAUCAUGCUUCUCCACCUGGACCUCCACCAGCACCAAUGCCAGCUCCUCCACCAAUGCAAAUCGAUAGCCACCAACACGUCUUUACACAUAUAACCCACCCUGCUCCACCACCACCACCUCCACCACCACCAGCACCAUGCAUGCCACCAUGCCACACCGUGCAGACCGUCCACCAGCACGUCCAUCACUUCCCUCCCCCACCACCACCUCCAUGCCCAGUGCCAUGCCCAGUGCCAUGCCCAAUGCCAUGUGGUAAAUAAAUCUGACAAUUUAUUAAACAAGCGUUUAUCAGUCCCGUGGACUUUGGAUCGAUCACAUCAAGACUGGUACAAAGUACUACAGUGCUACCGUUGUUUUACUUCAAAACACCUCAUAGAAUUAGGUGCUGGAUUAGAAACCAAGCGAGAAGACUGACGACGUUUUUGGAACAUAUUUAGCUUAGUGACAAUGACAUUCAACAAGGAGAACGACAAGUGCACAUACUUUUCUUUGUAAAUAAUUGUACCCAGCUGUACCGCAUUAUACCUAUCAUGGUCAUUGUUUACGAAGCUGCAGUUUGGGGCGUGUAUUUUAGAAGUUAAAGUGAGUGUCCGACCUGAUCUCGUUUCGCCAAGUAUCGUUGUGAAAAUAAAAGUUGAAAUAUUUCAUGAA